AUGACACUCUUGGUCGACAAGUCGGGGAAGCUGUUUUCUAUGCACGGGUGCUCGAUCAAGGAUAUCCUUGUGAACCGUGAGGUGGUUCUAGCAACUAUCAAGGGGAUGAAUGGCAAUCCACGAGUUUCGGCAUACACUCUCCAGAAAGCAAUUCUGACCGUGUUCCAAGACUUGAAACUCUAUCCAGCUGGCAUCUAUUCCGACAUACCGGCGGUCCAGUCCUGGGCAUUGAAGUAUGGUGUGGCCAUCAAGAAAUUGGUUUCGAGGCUGCGCCGACUUAUGCGACGAUCGGAAACUUCGAAGUAUGACAAACUCACUGAGGAUGUUGAUGAGGAUGAUGAUGAGUCGACCAGCGAGGCGCCCGAUGCGGGCACUACUUCGGACCUUGAAGAGCUCGAUUCAUCACUCUCGUCAACGGCACCUGCCAGCAGCGUUUCCGGUGCAACUGGUUCCACAGAAUCUAGUGCGUCAAGGGCCAAGAUGGAUAGGUUGAUUCGCCAGCUCAAGAAUCUCAAGAUGGAAACCCCAAUGAAGAGUGGUUGCAAAGGUGGUUGCAAAGGGAAUACUUUGGAACAUGAAUCUCCAGAUGUGUCAAACAAAAAGGAUGUGGGUCAUACUCCAUCUAGUUCGGAUUCGUCGCUGUCCCCGAAACAACGCCUUGCACUUUACUUCCAAAGAAAGAGGGCUGAGAAAGCUGCUCAAGGUUUGGGGGUUACUGAGAAUCCCAAAGUAGAGGUUGACAAGGAUGCCACAAGUUCCCUGAAUGUUUUGAACACCAUGAAGAAGAUGUCGGCUGAAACGGCCAAUGCUUUCCCGCUGAAGUCCCAGUAUGUCAAGUCCAUCACCCAAGCCCGCGAAGCCGAAGGUGAUGACGAGCCUCAUGAAAUUGAGGACGAUGACGAUGAGGUUCCAGGACCUACCGUGAAAGCCAAGAAGGCGAAGGCGAAGGCCAAGGUUAAAUCCACCAAGCCCAGUGCGAAACGUAAGGCAACUAAUUUGGGUAAGGAUGGAAAGAGGUGGAAUUACAACCAGGUUCGCAUGAAGUUUAUCAAGGAGGCCAGAAAUGAACAUGAUCUUAGCUUUGAGGCUGCUCAGCACUUGUGGGACGAAAGUUCUGCAAAGAAAGAUUUCCUCAAGGAUGUUUCGGUCCAGGAGUUGACCGUCAGUUUGUUGAGAUAUUUAGUGGUCGUGGUGAAGUUUCGCGAGCCCUACGUGAUGCUUCUUGGUACAACAUGGGCUGGUUUUCGAGGGACUUCGUUUGACUGGGAACUGGACAAGCGGGCAUUCGAUCUCACAGGGAAUGCAGCUUUUGCGUCCUUUGUCUGA
This is a messenger RNA of Cladocopium goreaui, 1326 nucleotides long. The record is from the annotation of a GenBank genome assembly. Lineage: Eukaryota; Dinophyceae; Suessiales; Symbiodiniaceae.